AUGAGGCAUAGCUCCUUGAAACCAUCUGGGAUGGGUCUCAAAGCCUAAAGCACUUUCAGGUUGGGCUAAAUGAACAGGUUGGCUACAACACAGCCGGAGAAGGUGGGCCUUUGGUGGGAUGGAAGUGAUGUCCAAGGUGAAUCUUGUAGGCCUGCUGAUGUGUGUGUCCUAUUAUUUUUUUUCUCACCACAGGAAGCAAAUGUCAGCAAAAAACAAUGUCCCUCUUAUGCAAAGAGAAACAUAUUCUAGAGUGAAGAAGAACAUAGCACCCUUUGCUAUGAGAAACCUGUAAUAGUGAUGUAAACAUGGGGGCUGCAGAGUAGGACUGCCUGCUAGUGAUCCCCAGCUCCCCACAUACAAGCACUGUGACAUCAGACAAAUUAAUUAACCUCUCUGUGCCCUAGUGCUUUUGUUUAUAAAAUGACAAGUGAUUGGUCCAUUUUCUUAACUAUAAAAUAGGGAUAAGGGAUUAUGAGUGUUAAAUGAUAUAAGCCACUUAAAGUGCUGACCAGAAUGCCUGACAUCCCACUCAUAAACAUUUGCUGUAACAUCUUCCAGAAAUAAUGAGCAAGUGUUGGGGGCAGAUAUUAACCAAAAUUAAAGGUAGAGAUUGGUGAUUACUGAAAAUAACAACAUGGAGUUAUUUUAAAGGCAGGGGUCCUCCAGGCGACAUGAACCGAGUCACUGAAAAGCAGAAAAGGCUGCAGAAGCUUGACCAUUAUCUUCCAAAGAGGAAUAAUCAAUUUUUGAAAAUCUGGCUUAAAAAAUACCCUUGGCUUAUAUAUGAUGAGAUACUAAAUCUUAUGUUCUGUGGCCUGUGUCGUAAGCAUGGAGUAAAGUCAGGGGGAAAUCAAGUGAGUUUUUUUUAUGGCACUGACAACUUUAGGACUGAAUUUCUCAAUGCACAUCAUCUCAGUGAGGCCCAUGCCAAGGCUUCACUAAUGGAAGCAACAAGUGGUUCUCCAGUGAACCGAGCCACCACAGAGUUCAUGGUGACGACCAUGAGCAAAGUCACCCUCAGGAGAAUAGAGAACUUAUUCAGAUCAUGCCAUGCUAUCGCCAAGACGGGACGCCCCCUCAAAGACUUUAUCUGGAUGUGCAAGUUGGAUGAUAUGAAGGGUGUCGAUAUCGGCCCAGUAUUCAGAACUAACAAAUCAGCAAGAACGUUCACGUAUUUUAUCGCUGAAGUGGAACGGAGAAAUCUAAGAGAGAAACUAGAACAAAGUAAAUUUUUCUCUGUCCUCAGUGACGGAAUCACAGACAGCUCAACGGAGGAAGCUGAACUUGUCUACGUGCAGUUUGCAUGUGCAGGAAAAGUGCAUUGCCAAAUUGUUGGGGUACAGACAGUAGAAAAGAAGGAUCCUUUGGAAAUAAGAAAUGCCAUCGAGAAAACUCUAGAGCGAAAUCUUCAACUUAAGCUAUCGAACCAAGACUGGGCGAAGAAACUGGUUGGUUUUGGAAGUGAUGGUGCCCCUGGCUCAGAGGGAGAAAACAACGGGGUGGCCAUGCUCUUCAGAGAAAUCCAGCCACGAGCACUGACUGUGUACUGCUUUGCACAUCAUCUUGAACUGUCUUACAGGGCGGUCUUCCAGAGCGUUCCCCUGUACAAUGAUGUCAGAGGCCUUCUUCACAGCAUCUACUACUUCUACCACAGUUCUCCUGUCCACAAGAGUUCUCUGAUAACUGCUUUCAAAGGCCUUCACCUUCGCCCUGUGCUGCCUUCUCGAGUAGGGGGCAGGAGGUGGCUUCAGGGAUUACAGGCAGCCCUCCAGAACUUUCUCAGGGGAUAUCCUGCGAUAGUCCAGCAACUACAUUCAGCGGUUGAGGGCAGAAAUGACACUAGUCACCAGAAAGCCAACGAACUCCUGGAGUUCCUUCUCCAAGCAGACAUUGUUAAAUUUGUCCAUUUCUUAGUGGAUGUCAUUAAUGUCCUUAGCAUUCUUUCCCGUGUCAAUCAGAACAGAAACUCUUCCAUUGCUGAUGUAUUUGCCUCAUUAGAGUCAACACUGGAAAUGCUCAGAAUGUAUAAAACAAGACCAGGACCAAAGGAACGUCAGGUAGAUUCAGCCACACACUUUCAUGGUAACCGCCUGGGAGGAAAGGGAAACAUUUCUGAUGUGAGAAGCACGGUCUUAACACAUCUUGUCAAGAGGCUGCAAGGUUGUUUCAGAGAUGCCAGCCAAGAUGUGGUGAAGGCUACUGUGAUUGGAAGCUUUAAACUGUGGCCCACAAAGAUAAAUCAAGAAUUUGGAGAAAAAGAGGUAUCCAUCUUGACUGCCCACUAUGAACCACUACUGGAAGCUGCCAAUGUGGAAAUCGAUGAAGUGGACACUGAAUGGAGCAUGUUGAAAUUAGAGAUUUAUGCUAGAUUUCAGAACAUCUGCAAAUUGACCUGGGAUUUUGUGAAUUCUGUUUACUUGCACAAAUAUCCAAAUAUCCUGACAUUAGUGGACCUAGUACUGACGCUCCCUGCAAGUUCUGCAGAAGCAGAACGUGGCUUUAGUCAGAUGAAACGUGCCAAAUCACAAAUGCGUGCCACGAUCAAGGCUGAAAGUAUGACGGAUCUCUUGAUAAUUCAGUUGAACUCUCCAGACAUUAAUAACUUUGACCCUAGGAAAGCUAUCCACUUAUGGAAUACAAGAACACCAUCUUCAACUGGUGACACAAGACCUAAUUCCUCUUGUUCAUCAAACUCGGAAAGCCAUUAUGAAAGUGAUUAGUAAUAUGACAAAUGUGGACUUCGUCAUUCAUCAGAGCAAAAACAAAUUCUUUUUAAUCUGAAAUUUAAAAGUAACACAGUAACCAGUCUUCACAUCAAAUGUAAAAGGCAUUUGGCAUCUUACCAGACAAACAAAGCCAAAAUCCAAAGAUUGGUUUUCCUGUACCUUUCUAAGAUCACUUCUACAUCCACACAUUUGUUCACGUUCUAUGGAUGGAGGAGAUCCUUCUAAGCAAUGGUGUCAUUUUGAUGUCAUAUUUUGCAGAGUUGUUACAAAGGGUGUCUAGGCAAUGAUUAUGAUCUGAAUUCCUUUAGGCCUGGCAUACAAUUAACAUCUUUCCUGCAUAAUUCUAAAUGACAGUUGCUUUAGAUAACUAACUUGGAGCCAAAUUGAAAAAGGGUAUUUCUUAAAUCAAUGAACACAAUUUCUUUUUUUUUUAAUUUAUUUUGAAAGAGAGAGAGAGA
Molecule: messenger RNA, 3184 nt
Organism: Lynx canadensis (Canada lynx)
Lineage: Eukaryota; Metazoa; Chordata; Mammalia; Carnivora; Felidae
Product: zinc finger protein 862-like
Exons: 5
Coding region: 672-2720 (682 amino acids)
Molecular function (GO): protein dimerization activity
Source: RefSeq, a predicted model, not a curated record